AUGAACAAAGUUAGAGAAAAACGUCAAGCAGAGAUUGAAGCUCAGAUGAAAGACAAAGUCAAGGGUGCUGAAGGCAGUAUUGCAGUAGCUGAAAGAUCAAUUGAAGAUGUAUCUCUUGAAGAUCUUGCUGGUGAUGACAAUGAAGAAGAUGAUGAGGAAGGAGGUGAUGACGAAGAAGAUGACGAUGAUGAAAAAGUCUUCUCUGCUAGUAGUCAUGGUUCUGAUAAUGACAAUGAAAACGAUGAUAAUCAGGGUGGUAUGGGAAUCAAAGUGACUGAACCGUCAAGUGAAAAGACUGUUGAUAAUUAUUUGAAUGAUAGUGUGAAUGAAGAAGUAGAGGGAGCUGACGGAAAGGGGGAGCAUGGUGAUGAUCAAAAUGUUGAACAAGUUGAAAAGUUAAUUUUGAGAAUAGAACCUCAUCUGGAGGAAGGUGAGCACAUACAUACGUAUACAUUGGAUGAUAUUAAAGAAAUGACACGUAUGGUGGAUGCAGACUUCAUGUUUGAUUUUGAAGAUGAAUUGAAUGCAUUCGACAUCAACCAUCAACCCGAGUAUGAGUACAAGUAUGUAGAGGAUGCUGAUGUGUAUGAUAGGGUUGAGGUUGAAGAUUGUAGUGAUGAGGAGAGUGUAGAUGAAGAUACUUCUCAGUUUCCUACACUGAUGGAGUUCUUUAGUGAAGAAAACAGAGAUGAACUAAGAAGGAAAGUGGCUGAGAUUUUGAAAGACAAUUAUUUCGAUGGUACUCCUAAAGACAUGUAG
Molecule: messenger RNA, 759 nt
Organism: Helianthus annuus (common sunflower)
Lineage: Eukaryota; Viridiplantae; Streptophyta; Magnoliopsida; Asterales; Asteraceae
Product: nuclear polyadenylated RNA-binding protein 3-like
Exons: 2
Coding region: 1-759 (252 amino acids)
Source: RefSeq, a predicted model, not a curated record